Messenger RNA from Stylophora pistillata, 762 nucleotides. RefSeq names its product Rieske domain-containing protein. Gene Ontology annotation, molecular function: 2 iron, 2 sulfur cluster binding. The record is from RefSeq and is a predicted model, not a curated record. Lineage: Eukaryota; Metazoa; Cnidaria; Anthozoa; Scleractinia; Pocilloporidae.
AGUUCAGUCGGGCUAACUGUUAACCAUAAGUUAAUCAGAUUUGACUUAAUUUCAGUUGAAUUUCAUUACAACCUUUUUAUUUUCGAAGAUUAACAAACCUAGUUAUGCCAUUUUUAAAUCUUUAUGAAUGGUAAUAUUAUAAAGUAUGACAGAUCUACCAAUUGAGACAACAAAUAGUGAGUCUGAAGCAGGUUCAAGUCAAGCCAAUAAUUUACCUGUUUUUGUCGGCAAUAAGCGUGAAUUUGUGGAAAAACAGAAAGUAAAAUGCAAUGUGAAUGGGAGAGACAUUGUUGUAUUUCACCACAAUCAACGCUUCUAUGCAAUGGACCAACUUUGUUACCAUGCUGGUGGCCCUUUGGACCAGGGAGACAUUGAGGACAUUGGAGGUAGAUGGUGCAUCAUUUGUCCAUAUCACAAACAAAAGAUAACGCUGGAGACAGGAGAGGGACUGCAUUACUCAAUUGAUCCCUACAAUUUAAAGAAGCCACCCGAGUUGUGCUCCAAGGGAGUGGUACAAAGAGUGCAUCAAGUUCAAGUUAUUGACAACAAACUUUACAUCACCCUCUCAGAUUCAAAGGAAUACCUGCCAUCUGAUUAUUUUUAUUCAAAAAAAGUUGUAAAAAAUAACUGAAUGACAGCAUUACAUUUAAUAAUAUAUCAUGUGUAAAUGUCAAAACAUAGAACACUCUUCAUAAUUUUCUGCCUUGUCUUGCAUUAAUGAAAAUAAAGGUGCUGGCAGAUUGUAGUCAAUGUAAUUGAAAA